This is a messenger RNA of Saimiri boliviensis boliviensis (Bolivian squirrel monkey), 2253 nucleotides long. It is a transcript of the gene RASGEF1C, whose product is annotated as RasGEF domain family member 1C. The record is from RefSeq and is a predicted model, not a curated record. Lineage: Eukaryota; Metazoa; Chordata; Mammalia; Primates; Cebidae. Gene Ontology annotation, biological process: Ras protein signal transduction. Gene Ontology annotation, cellular component: plasma membrane. Gene Ontology annotation, molecular function: guanyl-nucleotide exchange factor activity.
CUGUGUGGCCGCCGCCGGGCGCUCGUGCGGGCUGUGCCGGGAGCCGGGCGGGCGGCGGCGGCGGCGGCGGGCGGUGCCCCGGGUCCGUGGCGCCGAGGCUCGCAGCGGGCGCUGCCCAUGGGCCGCGCCCGGGGUUCGGGCGCGCCGGGAGCCGGCAAGCAUGCCACAGACGCUGAGUGCCUCCGACAUGGUCACCCCAGGCAGCCUCAGCCCACCCCCCACCGAGCCCACAGAUGUCGAACAGGCUGGGCAGCCCCUCCUGGAUGGAGCUCCAUCCUCAGCCUCCCUGGAAACACUGAUCCAGCAUCUGGUGCCCACAGCUGACUACUACCCCGAGAAAGCCUACAUCUUCACCUUCCUGCUGAGUUCUCGUCUCUUCAUCGAGCCCCGGGAGCUCCUGGCCCGAGUCUGCCACCUGUGCAUCGAACAGCAGCAGCUGGACAAGCCGGUGCUGGACAAGGCCCGGGUCCGGAAGUUCGGCCCCAAACUGCUGCAGCUGUUGGCCGAGUGGACUGAGACCUUCCCAAGGGACUUCCAGGAGGAAUCGACCAUCGGGCACCUGAAGGACGUGGUGGGCCGCAUCGCCCCCUGUGACGAGGCAUACCGGAAGAGCAUGCAUCAGCUCCUACAGGCUCUGCACCAGAAGCUGGCGGCUCUACGCCAGGGGCCAGAAGGUCUGCUGGGUGCCGACAAGCCCAUCUCCUACAGGACCAAGCCGCCAGCGUCCAUCCACAGGGAGCUCCUUGGUGUCUGCAGCGACCCCUACACACUGGCCCAGCAGCUGACCCAUGUGGAACUGGAGAGGCUGCGGCACAUCGGGCCUGAGGAGUUUGUCCAGGCCUUUGUGAACAAGGACCCUCUGGCCAGCACAAAGCCCUGCUUCAAUGACAAGACCAGCAACCUAGAGGCUUACGUGAAAUGGUUCAACAGACUGUGCUACCUGGUGGCAACUGAGAUCUGCAUGCCAGCCAAGAAGAAGCAGAGGGCGCAGGUGAUUGAGUUCUUCAUCGACGUGGCCCGCGAGUGCUUCAACAUCGGCAACUUCAACUCCCUCAUGGCCAUCAUCUCCGGCAUGAACAUGAGCCCCGUCUCCAGGCUGAAGAAGACCUGGGCCAAAGUGAAGACGGCCAAGUUUUUCAUCCUCGAGCACCAGAUGGACCCUACAGGGAAUUUCUGCAACUACAGGACAGCCCUGCGAGGGGCAGCCCACCGCUCCCUGACUGCCCACAGCAGCCGGGAGAAGAUUGUCAUUCCCUUCUUCAGCCUGCUCAUCAAAGACAUCUACUUCCUGAAUGAGGGCUGCGCCAACCGCCUUCCCAAUGGACACGUCAACUUUGAGAAAUUCCUGGAGCUGGCCAAGCAGGUGGGGGAGUUCAUCACCUGGAAGCAAGUGGAGUGUCCCUUCGAGCAAGACCACAGCAUCACGCAUUACUUGUACACCGCCCCCAUCUUCAGUGAGGAUGGUCUUUAUCUGGCUUCUUAUGAAAGUGAAAGCCCAGAGAACCAAACAGAAAAAGAGAGAUGGAAAUCUCUAAGAUCUUCUAUUUUGGGGAAGACAUGAAAAGUGCUGAACUGAGGGAGGAGGAAGAGAUGGAGCCCGCAGACGCCGUCGACAGCCCUGCCUCAGAUGGCCCAGCGGGCAGAGGCAGGGGAGCGCCUCACUACUUUGCAAACGCCAACCCUGUGGCCCCCACAUGGCCAUAUGGGCCCAGGAGACCUUUUGUGGGACUUCAGCCCUGGCAGGGCCCAGGGCCUCCAGACGUGUGGGUAGCACGUGCCUUGGGGACAUCCUGCCUUCAGGACCGUGGGGUCAUGUGACUGGUCAGUCUGUCCAUCCUCGGCAAGGACACGGCACUGCCUCAGACGAUCGGGCCACUGCAAGCUCAAGACCUUGCUCAGUGACAUACCACUUUGGCCAAUACCCACAGUCUGUUAUCAGGUGGCUUGGGAACUUCUGCAACCAUAGCAGGCAUCACGGUGCCAUGUGAGAUGCCUGUGCCAGCUCCGAGUCCACCGGCAGCCACUGCCAUUCUGCCCAUGGGCCCUUGCCCUGCCCUGCCGAUGAGCUUGUCUCUGCAGCCCCAGGUACCCCCAGCCCCAGGGGAUAGCUUUCCAGUGACAGCUGUGGAACGGGUCAGCAGGACACUGGAUACAUGGAGUACAGUGUGUACACGGCAGUCCUGCUAUAAACUUUUGUUGCUAUAAAGCCCAGCCCCCUGUAAACUUUAGUUGCUAUAAACACACCCAUACGCC